This is a messenger RNA of Ornithorhynchus anatinus (platypus), 909 nucleotides long. RefSeq names its product vomeronasal 1 receptor ornAnaV1R3017. Gene Ontology annotation, biological process: G protein-coupled receptor signaling pathway. The record is from RefSeq and is marked inferred. Gene Ontology annotation, molecular function: pheromone receptor activity. Bases 1 to 909 code for a protein of 302 amino acids. Gene Ontology annotation, cellular component: membrane. Lineage: Eukaryota; Metazoa; Chordata; Mammalia; Monotremata; Ornithorhynchidae. The transcript has a single exon.
AUGUUUUUGAGUGACCUAGUAUUGGGAAUUUCCUUCCUCUCUCAGACUAUGGUCGGCGUGCUGGGGAACACAGCGAUGUUCUUGAUGUAUGUCCACAUCUUCGUGGCUCAACCCCAGCAGAAAAAGCCCACGGACCUGAUCCUCACCCAUCUGACUGUGACCAACAUGGUGACCCUGCUGACAAGGGGUGUUCCAGAGACGAUGGUGGCCUUUGGGAUGAAGAAUAUUCUGGAUGACAUUGGGUGCAAGGUAAUAUUGUACAUGAGGAGAGUAGCCCGUGGCCUGUCCAUCUGCAUCACCUGUCUUCUGAGUGUCUUCCAGGCAGUCACCAUCAGUCCCAGUACCUCCUGGUGGUCCCAGUUCAAGCCUAGGGCCUCCCAUUACAUCCUCCCUUCCCUCUUCAUCUUCUGGCUCCUCAAUAUGCCAAUCCCCAUCAAUAUUAUUACAUUUGCUAAAGCCACCAACAGUGCCACCUCCACAGAUCAUACCUACAUCACAAAAUACUGUUCUACUACACCCAAGAACAAUGUUGCUAGAGUCACUCUAACUUUAACUGCCUCAACUCUCCGAGAUUUCAUCUUUGUGUUUCUCAUGAGCUGGGCCAGUGGCUACAUGGUGAUCGUGUUACGCAGACACCACAGACAAGUCCAGCACAUCCACAGCACCAGCCGCUCCCCGAAAUCCUCUGCGGAGGCCAGAGCCAUUCACACCAUCCUGCUCCUCGUCAGCUGCUUUGUUUGUUUCUAUUGCAUCAACAGCCUUAUCACUCUUCAUUUGAGCUUCGUGAAGGAACAUGACCCUGAAUUGCAGAGUGUCAUGAACUUCCUGUCAAUGUGUUUUCCUGCACUCUCCCCCUUGGUGUUGAUCCACAAGGAUCCCCGUUUCCCCCAGAUCCCAAUGUGUCUUUGA